This is a messenger RNA of Silurus meridionalis, 2863 nucleotides long. It is a transcript of the gene tbx3b, whose product is annotated as T-box transcription factor 3b. Gene Ontology annotation, cellular component: nucleus. Gene Ontology annotation, biological process: cardiac chamber development; positive regulation of DNA-templated transcription; heart looping. The record is from RefSeq and is a predicted model, not a curated record. Gene Ontology annotation, molecular function: RNA polymerase II cis-regulatory region sequence-specific DNA binding; DNA-binding transcription factor activity, RNA polymerase II-specific. Lineage: Eukaryota; Metazoa; Chordata; Actinopteri; Siluriformes; Siluridae. The transcript is spliced from 7 exons. Bases 275 to 1804 code for a protein of 509 amino acids.
UGAAGAGAAGAGGUAACCCUGCUCCUUUCCCCAACACUCCCUCCAUCUAGUCUUUUUUUUAUUCUUCAUCUCGCUCUCUCUUUCUCUCUAUCUCUCUCUUUUUCCAUUUUCUUCAGGAGUAAAUCAGUAAAGUGGGGUUAGGAGCAUUAAAAUGAAGAUUAGAAGAUUUAGGACACAUCUUGGACCCUGAAAGAACAUCUCCAUGUGCAGAGACUCAUAAUUUUCACUUGUUAUUAUAUCAAAAAGUGAUUUCUUUUGGAAUAUUCAGGUGAACAUGGCGUACCAUGCACCGUUUUACCCUCUGCUGGGGUGUGGGAGGCCUUUGAUGGAGCAGAUCACCGGGAGAAGCAUCAUCAACUCCGGCCCUUCGCCUUCAUCAUCAUCAUCUGUUUAUCAUCGUCACCUGCAGCAAGCAGGGGAAGAGGAAGAUGAGGAGGAUGAAGAAGAUGAAGAGCCGGUGGUGCACCUGGAGGGCAUGGAGCUGUGGAGGCAGUUCCACCAGAUCGGCACCGAAAUGGUCAUCACCAAGUCGGGGAGGCGGAUGUUUCCCCCGUUGCGUGUCCGGUGCAGCAGUUUGGACCGGAGAGCGAGCUACGUGCUGCUGAUGGACAUGGUGUCGUCGGAUAGCUGCAGGUACAAGUUCCACCACUCGAGCUGGACGGUGGCAGGAAAAGCCGACCCGGACAUGCCCAAGCGCAUGUAUGUCCACCCAGACAGCCCGGCCUCCGGGGAGCACUGGAUGUCCCGAGUGGUUACGUUUCACAAGCUGAAACUGACCAACAACGUCUCGGACAAACAUGGAUUUACCAUUUUGAACUCCAUGCAUAAAUACCAGCCGCGGCUGCACGUGGCCAGGGCCGACGAUCUCCUCAAACUUCCCUACAGUGGGUUUAGGACCUUUGUGUUUCCUGAGACCGAGUUCAUCGCCGUGACGGCUUACCAGAACGACAAGAUAACGCAGCUGAAAAUCGAUAACAAUCCGUUCGCAAAGGGAUUCCGGGACACAGGGAACGGGAGGAGAGAGAAAAGAAAACCUGUAAUGCUGCAGUUCAAGGCCAGAAAGAUGGUGCGAAAAAAAGAUGAUGGAUCCUCAGACAAUUCGCCUGGACAUCGCCAAGUUCCCACUGUCACAACGUCCACACUGAAAGAUGUUUGUGAGAGUGACAGUCAGAGUGAUGCAGAUGUGGAGAACUCGGUCCAUCAGACCAAACUGGAGCCCAGAGACCCCAUCAGCUACGAUCUGAAGGACACGCAGCCGAUCAGAAGCAGCGACACAGAAAGCCGAGGACGGAGCGUCGAGAAGCGUGCGUUGGACCCGAACACCGUCCCUUUUCAUGCUGAAGUCUUCACACGGAGCCUGGACGAGUGUUUCCUUCACCGCUGCUGCUCUGGACAGCAGCUUCUUGCCGGAGUGAGGAGAGCGUCACGCUUUCCGCCAAACCAGAACUGUGUAAACUUCUGGGCGGCCGGAGCGCCGUGUGCUGGUGAAAGGAUCAGGGCCUGCAGCUACGCCACCCACCAGGGCAUUCUGGGAAAUUUCUCACGGUGUCUUCAGCAGCCUGAAACUGCCUCACAGGCCCUGAUCAUCUCUCACUGCUACCCAUAUAACUGCAUGCUGGCGGCUCCGUGGACUCAGCGAAUGCUAGCUCCGGCUGUGAACCACCGGCCUGGCUGCGUACCGUACCCUCUCCCACACGCCACACACACACACCUGCUGCAUCCCAAACGCCACGCUUCAGCCCAAGCCGAGAAUGAGGGCAAAGUCAGCAGGGGCCAGAGCUCACCCACACCCCCGUCCACCUGAAAGACGUUACGCAGAGGCACAAAAAAAAUCUGUUACUAAAUGUAAAAUAACGCCCAGACAUGAGUGGACGUUAAAUACUUGGGUGGGGAUCCGGGGGGGUGACGGGGGGACGACAGGGUAAGACAAGCCACUGAUAUUCAUUUAAUAUUUAUUCAUUUUUAUAUUCAUUUUAAAACCUUUCAUAUAGAGGGUGCCCUCUGCACCAAAGCUUUAACAUUUGGCAAUAAAUGUUCCUAUUAUCGUUUUUAUUACAAGACUUUUCUUUUGCUUAAUCAACUUAGUUUAUGUGAAAGGACUCUAAUGUUCCUCUUAGCAACUCCAAUCUAUGAUAUUAAUGAGUCAAACACUGAUUGACAUACAUUAUAAUUAGCUCCAAAUCCCUUCAAAAGAUCCCUUCAAACGUUUGUAAACCCCUCACAUUUCAGCAACCAUAUUUUUAUAUCUUCUCAGGGCGACAAUACUAUAGAAAUAAAAACUUGGAUAUAUUUUAGAGUAGACACAGUUUCGACAUGUUCACGUAGGGUGUACUCACUUUUGUUGCCAGUUAUUUGAAGAAUAAUGGCUAUAUGUUGAGAUGUUUUUUUUUCAGAUAGUAAAUCUGUACUACAAGCUGCACAUUGCACAACUACUCUAAAAUAUAUCCAAUUUUUGUCCCUUAAGAUCAUAAAAUAAUAUACGCAUGAGCGUUAAUAAAAACCGAUGAUUAUUUCACGAUGAUUAAAAUCGUUUCUGCAUUUCUGUGUUUUUUUUUCAUUUUUAAAGAAAAUUGUUAGAAUAUUGGACAUCUAUGAAAAUAUAAGAAACCCCCCCAAAAAUUGUUCAUCAUCAUCAGUUUGAUUUGGGCCGGCUUGCCUUACCCUGACCGCCUCCUUACUCUAAAUGUAAUUUAUCUAUAAUAAAUUUAAAUAAAAUAAAUGGUGUAACAUAGUGAAUAUUUCAGCUAUUUAUUACCUGCCAGACAGCAGACGUGUGCAUGACUAAUAUAUAUAUUAUACGAGAAAGUGAGAGAUAUAUAUGAAAUGUAUUUGUUGGCAAAUAAAGAGUAUGGCUUUGUAUAUA